UAGAGGGAUUAGUUGAGGGGAAGAGGAAACAAAACCGUUGACCAAACCAUAAAAUCUGUAAACAGAACUUUGUUAUGUGAUUUUGUUAAAAGACUAACUGAAGUGCAAGCACAAGGAUCCUUCUCUGAAUCUGCUAUUUCCAAGUGAGCUCAUCUCACAGUGCAUCUACUUCUUGAGAUAAGGUUGUCUUAAAUUAUGGCAAAUAUUGUUAUGGUUGUUGCAAGUAAUGUGGGUAAAUACUUGGCGGGACCAGUAAUCCGCGAAGUACAAUACCUUCUUUGCGUUAAUAAUGUAAUCAAUCUUCUUGAGAAUGAAAGAGAGGCAUUGACAUCUGAAAGAGACAGUUUGCUAACUCGUGUUGCACAAGCCAAAGAGAGAACUGAAGUAAUUGAAAAUCCAGUGGAGAAAUGGUUGAAUGAUGUGGAGAAUCUCCUUGAAGAGGUGGAGAUUCUUGUACGAAGGACAGAGACAGACCUCAAUUGUUUUCAAGGAUGGUUUCCAACGUGUAGUCGGUAUUUAUUAUGCAAGGAAAUGGUAAAGAAGAUAGAGGCAAUGGAGAAAUUCAAAGGUAAAAGUAAUGACAUUAAUCCAUUUUCUCAUCUUGCUCCACUACCAGGUAUUCAGUAUCAGUCAUCCGAAGACUUCAUUUAUUUUGAAUCAACAAAAAUGGCUUAUAGUCAAAUCUGGGAAGCACUUGAGGAUGAUCGUGUCUCUAUAAUUGGAGUGCAUGGAGAGGGUGGAUGUGGAAAAACAGCCCUUGUAACAGAAGUUGGCAAAAAGGCUGAGGAAUUGGAUAUGUUUGAUAAGGUUAUAUCAAUCACAGUGUCUCGAACUCCAAAUAUUAGAGGCAUUCAAGGAAAAAUUGCAGAUAUGUUAAACGUGAGAUUGGGGGAAGAAAGUGAAGAGGGAAGAGCACAACGUUUAUGGUUGUGUUUACAAGAAAAGAAGCGAGUUCUUAUAAUAGUAGACGAUAUAUGGAGAGGGUUUCAUUUGAUGGAUAUAGGGAUUCUCUUAGACAGUGUUAACAAGCGAACAUGGAAGAUCCUCAUAACCACUCAUAGCGAGCUUAUUUGUACAUCAAUGGAAUGCCAAAAGACUACUCAUUUGGAGCUCUUGUCUGAAGAUGAAUCUUGGACUUUCUUCCAAAAAUUUGUUAGAGUAGAUAACAUACACUCCAAAAAUUUGCCACUGGAAAUCUGCAAUGAAUGCGAAAGACUUCCCCUAACAAUCAAAACUGUGGCGUUGUCAUUAAAAGGAAGGGAUGAAAGUGAAUGGCAUCAGACAUUAGAAAAAUUGAGGGAUUCAAAGGAAUCUAAUGAUGAAGGAGGAGUGACUGCUACUUUUAGCUGCCUUAAAUUAUGCUUUGGUUAUUUGCUAAGGCCAGAAACAAAACAACUCUUUCUGAUGUGUUCUCUUUUUCCAGAAGACUAUCACAUUCCAAUAGAAGAUUUGUUGAGGUAUACAGUUGGAUUGCGUGCAGAAGAAAGAUUAUCGUUAUCGUCAAGAAGAAGCUUAUUUGAAGCAGACAUCAGCCAACUUUUAGACUCAGGUUUGCUGAUGCGAGGUUCCGUGAAGAUGCACGACGUGGUUCGUGACGCAGCCUUAUGGUAUGCAAAUAGGUCAAAGAAUUGCAAAAUAAUGGUAAAUGUGGACAAACCACUUAGCAUUGUGGCAGGGGACAACAAAAUAAGAGAUUGUUUUGCAGUAUCCUCAUGGUGGUAUAAUGAAAGUCCCUCUUUCUGUCAACUGCAUGAUCCAAAUCUUAAAAUUCUAUUGCUAAAUAUAAGUUCUCUUGGGUCAUUUAAUUCCUAUGUUUUAUUGCGUUUAACAUUUGAAGGAAUGCAAGGGCUUGAGGUGUUGUCUCUAACCAUCAACUACAAAAGAGUACGAUUAUCACUACCUCCCUCAAUCCAACUGUUGAGAAAUGUUCGAACUUUGCGCUUAAAUGGAUUGGAGUUUGGUGACUUAUUUUUCAUACCUAGCUUAAUAAGACUUGAGAUUCUUGACUUGCGACGUUGUAAGUUCAAUGAACUUCCUAUUGAAAUAGGAAAACUCUUAAGCCUAAGGCUGCUAGAUUUGUCAGAAUGUCAUAUUUUUAGAAGUUACUACUAUAAUGGAGCAAUAGGAAAAUGUUUACAACUAGAGGAACUAUAUGCUUCAGCAUGCUACCCAGAAGAGUAUGUUUCUGAGAUCAGUAUGGAUAUCAGUAUCCUCCCAAAUUUACAAAGGUUUAAAUUUAGUGAUCAAAUCACACUAAAAUUAAAGGAUUGUAAUAUCUCAAAUUUGAGGACAACUGAAAAAACAAUUCUGCAAAUAGGUAAAUAUGUUUCUUUGACAGGCCUCCAUGGAGGAUGUAAAAAUAUCAUUCCAGAUAUGGUUGGAAUUGUGGGAGGCAUGAAAGAUUUGACUUCUCUCCUUCUUAAAAGAUGCAAAGAGAUAAAAUGCAUCGUCGAUGCAACCUAUGAUUUCAAGGAAGAUGAUUUGAUUCCCAACUUGGCCGAGUUAAGACUUCAACGGUUGGAAAAUUUUACAGUAUUGUGUCGAGGUCCACCUCUGGAAGUACUGCGCUACUUUGAGAAACUAGAACUACUUGAUAUUCAAUUUUGCAAGCAGUUAUACGUCAUUUUUCCUAUGGAAUGUAAGUUACGAAAUCUUAAGAUCCUCAGGUUACAAUAUUGCUGGACCGAUGGAGUACUUUUCUCAGCAUCUGUUGCUCAAAGUCUGCAGCAACUAGAAGAACUAAGUAUAAUUGAUUGCAAUGAAUUGAAGCAUAUAAUUUCUGCAAGUGGAAGUGAACAUGAUGAUGGCUUUAAUACUAGGGAGGAAAUAAUUCCAAUUCCAACGAGUUCUCCUUUUUUGAUGACCAAUCUAAGGGAAGUUAACAUUGUCGGUUGUAGAAGUUUAGAGUCGAUAUUCCCAAUUUGUUAUGUUGAAGGACUAAACCAAUUGCAAAUGCUGGAAAUAUUAUCAUCUCCUAAGCUGAAAUAUGUGUUUGAUGAAUAUGGUCAUGAACACCUUUCAUCACACCAAUACAAGAACCAGGUCAUGCUUCCUCGUUUGGAAUCUCUCACUCUCGAUAAUCUUAACAAUUUCAUUGGGAUGUGUCCAGAGAAUUGUCAAGCAAAUUGGCCAUCUCAGACACUGAGGAUAAUGGACAUAAAUAAUUGUCCGAGAGUGGAUCUACUACGGUUGAAUUUGCAGGUUGGCUAUGAUAAGAGACGGCGUAAUCAUCUGAAUGAAAUUUGGAGUUUCCAGUGUCUUCAACAUUUAACAGUGGGCAAUAAUGAAAAAUUGAAAUAUUUGUUCUUCAUGAAAACACAUAGAAGCCUACCAGAGUUGAUUGAACUUAGUGUUUACGAUUGUCAAGAAUUGGAACAAAUUUUUGCAGCAAGUGAAGAACUUGUGCAGCUUCCCCGUGCUAAAGUUUAUUUUCCGAAGCUAAAAGAUAUAUAUGUCGAUAACUGCAACAAGUUGAAAAACCUUUUCCCUCUUGCUAUGGUCAGAAUGCUUCCACAACUAAGCGUGCUUAAUAUAACAAAUUGUACUGGAGUGGAAGAGGUUUUUAGACAUGGUCCCGGAGGAGACAAUAUUAUCAGGAAAUUUGAAGUUGUGAUUCCAUACUUGGCAUGUAUAAUCUUGGAUGAUCUACCUAAUUUUAUAGAUAUCUGCCAUGGUUAUAAGUUACCUGAUAUUGAACUUCUACAACUCUGCAUAUCUAACUGCCCCAAAAUUGUUCCAAGCUUAAAAAAAGUUCAGGUAACUCUUUUCCUUGUUAACUUGAAUAUUUUAAUUUUUUUUUUCUUCAUUUAGUUCAAUGUUAGGAUAAUGAGAUAGAAACAAGAAGCUUCAUUUUGAAUAUUGCUUGCUGAAGAUAAAUUCCUUGAACAUAAAAAUGCAACAUAAAUGCAAACUAAAGAAUUCAAAUAUAUCAUUUGAAUGUACCUGGUGUGAAGAUAUUUCAUCUGCUAACUUGCUAAUCGAAUUUUUUAUUUUGUUGUUGAAAAGGAUGAAACUCAAUAAAUAUUCGGGUUAAGUAGAUGAAGAUUCUUUUUACAGAUAUGAAUGAGAAUUUUUCACGGUCAUCUACAGAUGGAUCAUCAUCAUUUUAUUUGUUUAGACUUUACAUUACAACUUGUAUUGAAUAACAAUGUGGUUAGUUGCAUAUGAAUUUUGAACUCUGAAUGUGCUAUAUUAUUUAAGUGUACUUAGAUUAUAGAUAUUUCAUCACCUAAUUUGAGAAUGCACUGAAGCUGGUUGAAUUUUUCCAUCACGAGGUGUAAAUAUCAAGGGAAUAAUUUUGCCUUGAGCUGGAGAUGUGGAUGGGAGGCCGAUUAACAUUGAGCCGGACUUGUAGUUCUUUUUUUUAUCAGGAUGCUUUUGCCCAAUGUAACACUUGCUGCUAAAUAAUUAAGACAAUUUCUUUAUAGAUCUCUUAUAUACAAAUUUCACAAACGCCUCUAUAUUUCAGAAGUGUAGUAUCUCCGAAGGUGAUUUCGGAUGUGCACUUCCGAAAAUACCAUUUUUUUUAGAAAAAAAAUAUGCAUUUAAAAAUGCACUUCCGAAAACACUUGUUUUUUUUUAAAAAGUGACUUCGGAUGUGCACUUCCAAAACCACCCUUUAGGAUAUUUCGGAGAUGCACUUCCGAAAUAUUGUCUGAUGCAGAAAACAAAUAACAAACCAACGAAACUUUGAUUUAUCAUAGAUAGUGUUAAAUACAGGUAGUUGAGGAUGGGUUAACAUUUUGAUAACGUCGGCUCCCGAUCUUUGUAGUUUCACAUCCAACUCGAUCGGACAUUUCGAAGAAUAUCGAUCAAAAAUUGACCACACAACCGCUAAAUCUUCGUCGUUCUUGACCUCAAAUGGGGUGAACUGGACGUCUCCCUCGUCGUCAAGUGAAGGCGAACAGUACUCAAACUUGACAACCUUCCGAUUUUUCGGCUUUUUCAAGAGAGAGUUAAGCGUCAGUAUCAAGACGUAGCUCUUUUGUAUGAUGUGUCAUCCACUGACAAGACGUAGUCGGAAUAGGACGCCUCAGUUUUAAAAAACUUGCACAAAGUGGCGCGAUCUUAGAUACCCGAUACAAAUGACGCGGUCGGACGCGUCUAAAGGUGGGCGACUAUGAAGCGGAAAAAUGUCUCCAAAAAUCCAAAUCUCGGCAAAUUGACACACACCCGGUCGUACGCACUUGCUAUAAGAUAGCCCAUCUCGGGGAAUGACAUCCACUUUGAAACCGGUGCGUGACCGGUUAGUGAUGGAACAAGGGAAUCAUGAAUUUUAUCAAAGUUGUCUUGUUUCUCAUAAAGUCGGUCGUAGAUGUCCCUGUGCCAAGUCAACUCCCAAAUAAGUGCCCGUCGAAUAAAAGUGUAAUUUUCUUCUCCUUUUUCGAGCAAACCGGCAACGACCCGAUACCCACAAUUAUCGUCGGUACCCACAUCAACUAUAUUAUCAAUAUAUUUGUGCAUAAAUAGCGGCAUCUCAUCAAUGUAAAUCGUCAGAGGUUUUUUAAUUGGAGGUGUGCGAGGCAGCUUCGAAAUACGUGCUCCUUUGUUAGCACUACACUUGGACUUUGGUGUGGGUGAAUCUAGGAUCAAUGCAUCAACAUGUUCACAAUAAGAAGGAUCUCGUUUAGUUGAUGUGUCAUCUUGGGUACUUUUCGACUAUUUAGGUGCACAUUUGGUUUUAACCGGUUGAGAUGGAGGUUUCAAAUCGGUGGUCUCCGGAAACAAAAAUUUUCGCAAUUGUUCUUUUAUGUGCUCUUUCAACUCGUCGGAGAUGGUAAUUUUGAAUUCACCCUCUUUUGCCAGUUCGAAAUCAUCAAAACAGAGCUUUUUCCAAUGAUCGAUUACUUCAUCAGUGCGUGUGAUCCUCGGUUUUUUUGAGAUACAAACUGACUCUUCUUUUAUUUUUGAGUUUUGAAAAUCAGAGAGUCGCCACCGACUUUUAUUUUAUCCAAUUAAGGAAAGGUUUAUAAAAGAAACAGAAAAAAGACCUUUAAGAGAUUUUGGGUAAGGGGGUAGGUUAUACAAAGGGAAGGUGUUAGCACCCUUUGUAUCCAUGGUUAUCCAUGGGCUCUUAAUUUCUUAGCUCACUUGUUUGAAUCGUUUGUCUUGCUUUGAAAUGCUUGUAUGUGGUUUUAAAAUACGUUUGAAAAGAGUUAACUUUGUAAUGAUCCUUGUGCAGAUGUAUACAAAGUAUUUAUCUUUCGAAAGAUAUUUUGAUGGUUCGAAAAAAAGAUUUU
Molecule: messenger RNA, 6239 nt
Organism: Vicia villosa (hairy vetch)
Lineage: Eukaryota; Viridiplantae; Streptophyta; Magnoliopsida; Fabales; Fabaceae
Product: disease resistance protein SUMM2-like
Exons: 3
Coding region: 196-3810 (1204 amino acids)
Molecular function (GO): ADP binding
Source: RefSeq, a predicted model, not a curated record